Molecule: messenger RNA, 2457 nt
Organism: Tribolium madens (black flour beetle)
Lineage: Eukaryota; Metazoa; Arthropoda; Insecta; Coleoptera; Tenebrionidae
Exons: 13
Coding region: 18-2414 (798 amino acids)
Biological process (GO): lipid metabolic process
Source: RefSeq, a predicted model, not a curated record
UAGCGCAUGAUAUAAAAAUGUCCAAGUAUGUGCUAGUGGUCAUAUUUUUCUCAAUAUCAUUAAGUGAAUGUAUGCGCAAAAAUGUUUGCAAAACGAUCGAGGAUUACAGGACAAUCGAGCACAAUUCGAAUUGUUGGUAUAAUCCUGACGUCGGAGCCAGUCCGGCUGAAAUUAUCAAAGGACACGGUUAUCCUUUUGAAAGUUAUGAAGUUGUGACAAAGGAUGGCUACAUUGUCACGUUAUUUCGGGUGCCUCAUAACGGGACGAAAAAACCGGUGGUUUUUUUACAACACGGAUUGGCUGUUGACUCUUCCUGCUAUCUCUAUUUGGGGGCAAAAUCCAGCGUUUUUGUUUUCGCGAAUAAUGGAUAUGAUGUCUGGUUGUCCAACAGUAGAGGUACCAAAUACUCGCCAAAACACACCAAAUACACGGUUUACGACCCCGAAUACUGGAAUUUCAGUUUUCAUGAAAUGGCACUUUAUGACCUUCCAGCCAUGUUGGAAUUUAUUGUUGAAAUGACGGGCCAAACCGGCCAUAUCCACUACAUCGGCCAUUCGAUGGGUACCACAAUCUCCUACAUUUAUGCCUCACUUAUGCCACAACAUGCCAAAAUGACCUUAAGGUCAAUUGUGUCCCUAGCACCGAUUGCCUUUUUGGACAACAUUUCGCCACUUGUCAGAGCUGUAGUGCCGUUUCGCUACUUAAUUGCGGAUUUUUUCGCCUCACUUGGGUUGUACGGUGUGGGUCCCAAUGUGCAAUUCAAACUGGAUUUGGUCCUGAAAAUGUGUGCCCGUUAUCCGUUUAUUUUGAUUUGUUCGAAUUUUGGUGACAUUGCAGGGACGAAUCAGGCGGAAAAUAGGGCGAGUACUCUUCCUGUUACUGCGGCGACUCAAUUGUCGGGUAUUGCGCUGAAAACUGUGCUACAUUACGCGCAAAUAAUAGACACAAGGGGCCGAUUUCAAUAUUUUGAUUACGGGCCUUAUAAUCGUAAAAUUUAUAACUCGACUGUGCCACCCGAAUAUCCAAUUUAUAAAAUUAAAAUCCCAGUUUAUUUAUUUUAUGGAAGGAGAGAUUUACUGGCGACGGAAAAGGACGUUUAUCAUUUGUACAAGAAACUGAAAACUGAAAAGAAAAUAAUGGAGAAAGAAUUCUUAUCUUUUUAUUUGCAACUCAAAAAGUCAGUUUUGUGUCUUUUAAUCAUGCACCACACACUUUUAACUUCUUUCAUUUUUCUUUUUAUCCCUUGUGCUUUUUCCCAAAGCUCACUUUUCGAAUAUGGUAGCCCCCACGGUUACCACAAUCCUGAUGUCCUCUCAGACGUGAUGACGAUGACACAAAGACAUGGGUAUGAAAUCGAGGCAAUUAGUAUGACUACCAAAGAUGGGUAUAUUUUAACASUGUAUAAAAUUAGAUCGAGUAAAGCCCAAGGACCCAUGAAACCCAUGUUGAUCCAGCAUGGGCUUACGGCCAAUACGGGACCUAUGGUCGAUAAGGGAAACCGAUCCAUUGCGUUUUAUUUCGCUGAUAGGGGUUGGACGGUGUAUUUGAGCAAUACCAGAGGGACCACUUAUUCAAACAAACACGUCAACUUAACCACACAUGAUGCAGAGUUUUGGAAUUAUAAUUUGGACGAUAUCGCAGCAAUUGAUAUUCCAACCCAACUCGAAUACGUUUUUAAAGAUUCUGGCCAAAAAGUGGUCUAUGCUGGGCAUGCCAUGGGCCCCACUGUUGUCUUAAUGUUUGCCUCACAGUUCCCAGAUUUGGCGAGUCAAUAUCUCGAAAGAAUUAUAGCCAUAGCUCCUAUUAUUUAUCUAGAUGGAGUCCCCAUUAUUGCAUUAUUGAAACCAAUUGCAACACCACUUUUAGAUAUUUUGGACUUAUUUCGGAUUUGGGGGAUAUUCUACCAUGAGACUUUAAUCCACACAAUUUUGGUCAAAUUUUCUUAUAACGCUCCUCUUGUCUGCAGACUAUUCCUAGAUAUAACUUUUGGUAAAACUACUCAGAUUUCAGACGAAGAUUUCUUGUUGCUCUUCAGUUAUUUUCCAAGUGGCAUCUCGAUUUUUCAAUUGAAACAGUAUUUUCAAAUCGCGAGUAGUAAAAAAUUCCAGAUGUACGAUUUCGGUUUGAUUAAAAAUAAUCAAAUAUAUGGGUCUCCCAAGCCGCCAACUUAURCACUCAAAAAUUUAAGAUUGCCGGUGCAUUUGUUUUAUGGUGAAAAUGACCGUUUUUACAAGAAGAAGAAUUUYGAAAGAUUGUUUAAUGAGAUUGGAAGUGAGGAAAAAACGGCAUUUGCGACUGGGUCUAAUGUCGGAAAGCCUUUCAACCAUAUUGAUUUUUUCUACUCAGAAGAUGUGAUCGAAUUGUUUUACGAGAACAUGGAGGAGAUUUUAGAUAAAGGGGAUUUACCAGAAUAAUGUUGUUUGGUUGUAGUUUCAAAAAUAAAAUUUAUUGAUUGAU